AUCAACAUUUUGUACAUUGAGUUUUCUAAUUUUAAUAAAUUAUAUGGGUUAUAUUUAGUAUUUUAAUUAUAAAAGAGAAUUAGAUAAUACAUAAUUAAAAAAAAAAAUUCCAACUUAUCUUAAUUUUAUUUGAUAUUGACCCAACCUGAGCUUUCAUUCAGUUCUCAAUUCACAAGUUAGGAACCCAAGCUACUGUGUUACGUUCGGUACACCCAAAUGAGCCGACUUUACAGUCUGCAAAAACCUUUCUUAAAUUGAAUUCCAUUUCCAUGGAAGCACCUGAGACGACCAGGCUGAGCAUAUACAAAGCCGCACGGAGUAUAAAGCGUAAGGACAACACCAUUUACAACGCACUGAGGUCCAUUUACGAAGACUCAACCUUUGUGGGCGAGAUCUCCCAGCUAUGGCCGGAACUCCCUCUCCUCGCCAACCUCCGCUGUGGCCUCUGGUACUUCUCUAAGUUCCACUCAACCUGUUACUUCAAGUCCACCGAUGGCCACAACAACAACUGGUCCUUCAACACUUCUCGCCUUAAUCUCCAUGUUGCUCACCUUUCUGGAGAGAAAGGAGGGUGUAUCAUAGUGGAUUCAACCCGUAAAGGGAAGAGAUUUCCGGAUAGCAUGUCGAAAACUAUACCCAUUUGGACUUGUGUUCUUAAUCGGUGUAUUCGAAAUCAUUUGAACAAAAUGAAUGAUUUAGCUGUGUUGGAGGGGAAUUCAAGUAUGUCCAGUGAAAGUGCUCAGGACAUAAAACAUGCCUCUAUUGAUUGGGAUUGUUCAUUGCAUCUUCCCCUGUGGAUUUCCAAAACUGAGAGAUCUUCAAUUGAGGGUCGCUUAGAGGAGUGGACCAAACAGUUGGAGGAAAGUGGAGCUGAUAUAGCAGCUCUUGCGGCUUGCUUGAAAAAACCAUUGCGCCCUCUAUGGAUAUCCCAGAAAUCAGUGAUCUGGUUGAAUGAAGUACCAGACCAUGAUUCAUGGGAUUUCACACCCAUCAUACUUGUUUCUGCCUCUUUCUCUACUGGAUAUGCUCAAAUUAGAACUAGCUCAGAGUAUAGCUGGAAUUAUAUAGCUGGUGCUGGGGAUGAUGAAGAAAGCUGGUCAAGGGGUCUAACACCUAACUUGUUUUGGAAUCAUGUGUAUGAUCUUAUAAACUCGGGGCCUGAUUUAUGUAAUCAAAAGGUAGCUGAUAUGGUGGAAAAAGAUAGAGUUUAUCGGGCUCAAAGAGGACAGAAUGCUCCUCAAGUCAUUGUCAAGUCAACAAAGUUGGCAGGCAACUCUGCUAAUCUAUCACAAUUUUCAUUGGAUAUGUUAAACAUUGAAGAUAAUUUGAAUUCUUAUGGUGAGGAUCAGCCAAUAUCUUGGCUGGGAGAAACUAAUCUUGCCUUAGGCACACCCCAAGCUGCUGAAAAUCUAUCAAAGAUUGAUUGCAUAAUAGAUUGUAAUGAAACUUCUGUGCCUGCCCUUCUUCAAGAUCCCGAAACAUAUUUUCAUCUUCCGAUACUGACAUCAAAAUUUGAUCGCUUUUCCUUGUUGAAGAGUCUGCCUUCUGCAGUAAAGUUUGCGAAGUUAAAUCUAAGCAAAGGGAAGAAACUUCUAAUUUGUUGUCACAAUGGGGAGGAUAUUAGUGUAUGCGUCGGUUUGGCAAUUUUGAUAUCAUUAUUUGAUGAUGAAGGAACAUUUGAUGGUGGGAAGUUUUUCAGCCAGAAUUGCAUAACCAAAUUGGAAAUGAGGAAAAGAUUAGUAUUGAUUUGCAAAUUUGCAGUAAAUGCCCGGGCAUCUAGAGGAAAUCUCAAGCAAGUUUUCAGCUUUCUUAGUGGUACAACAGUCAUUUCAGAUUGAGAUAUUAUUCUCUCAGGAUUUUGCUGAAGAAGAUACAGAUAGAUACUCCACUACCAAAAAUCAAGAGCUUUCCAUUUUUGGCACACUUUCUUAUUAUUGCUACCUUUUUCCUUCAGUUUUGGACGGUGGGUAUACCUAAAAAUAAAAGGGCCUGCCUUUUCUUUUUCACUAGAGUGGGCUAUUUUAUUUUAUAUUCUAAUUUGUGGUUUUGCAUACUAUCUGGCCCUGUAAGGAGUUUGGUCUAUGGCAAAAUAUCUAUGGGAGAAUGAAGUAGAAGAAGACAGGGCAGACUUGUGUUGAGAUGAGUCCAAUUUAAAAUCCAACUGUUAACCAAAUGUUAUUAAUAUUAACUUUAUAUUAGGUACUUGGAUUGAUCUGAAAAUUUUGUUUUAAUAAGUGAGCAUUUUCCAUUGGCCUUAAA
This is a messenger RNA of Cannabis sativa, 2259 nucleotides long. RefSeq names its product tRNA A64-2'-O-ribosylphosphate transferase. The transcript is spliced from 7 exons. The record is from RefSeq and is a predicted model, not a curated record. Gene Ontology annotation, biological process: charged-tRNA amino acid modification. NCBI's taxonomy places the organism in Eukaryota, Viridiplantae, Streptophyta, Magnoliopsida, Rosales, Cannabaceae. Gene Ontology annotation, molecular function: tRNA adenosine(64)-2'-O-ribosylphosphate transferase activity. Gene Ontology annotation, cellular component: cytoplasm. Bases 270 to 1838 code for a protein of 522 amino acids.